GAUAAAUAUGGCGAUAGUUUGGUUAAGCGGAAAAUAACUUAACUGGAAUAUGGUAUAAUAUGUGUCAUUUUCAUUGUGUAAUCUACGCUUAGGUACGUUCUCGGAGGAAGUAAACUUUAUGUUGUCAUCCAACGCCUUCCAAACUGGACCAGAUGACUGUUAAUGUCAGUGAAUCCGAAGAGAUUAUCCUUACCGCGGGUAAGCGGGAUGGAAAGGCAGUGGUGCGGCUAGACCGGCGCCACGCCCCGGAAGUUCAGGGCGCAAAGAUACACCACGUGACCCACGGGCCUUACAAGGGACUACUUAUUAACAAAAAAGCACACAAUUUAGAAAACGGAGACCCCUCCGAAGCUCGGCUCGAAUUCUUAGCAUACUUGAUCAACAAGGAUCAGAACAACGCCCCCGUGCAGGACGCAUGGAAUCUUCGGUUCUGGUUUCGGGGAAAGCCGGAUGGGCUUGCAAAGAAACGCGCUUUUACACAGUAUUUCCAGGACCUUAUGCGUCCCGACAACUUCCCAAAGAACUACAUGUGUUUCAUGAAGAAGGCGAUGGUGCUUAUGAAGAGUUACCUUCUUCUGAAGCGGGUGGAGCUGGAGGUGGAUCAGGUCAACAAGGUGGCCACGCCCGAGGAGUCACCGAAAAUCAAGAGUUUCGUUAGCCUGUUCACCCCGGACAUCUACCAGUACAACUUUGUUCCCGAGAUCUCGAUGAGCAAUAAGACGUUUUUAACGUUCAUGGUGAAGGCGAAAUGUGACGUCCACGUAGCGUUAUCGGCGACGUACGGCGAGCUGCACAAACGAACAAUCGAGGUGCUGAUUGGCGGGGAGGGGAACACCAAGUCUAUGAUUAAAGACGGGGUCGAGGGAAGCAUCCGCGCGGAGGCACUCACUGCUAAUGUGCUCAGUGGAACGGACCUUCGAUAUUUCUGGAUGAGCUGGGGUAACCACUGUAUCGAGGUGGGGCGGGGUGCUCACUACGGAGAGGGACGGUUCUUGGUCUGGGACCUGCCCGACAACAAAAAGUUUGACAUCACUUCUCUCGCCGUUGCCACUGACAACACGUCGCACGGGCAGUUUGAGUUUGCGGAACUAUUGGUGGACACGGACUACAGCGGAGAGGCACGCCGGGAGCGCGUAAGGCGGCAGAUCAUGUGUGCUGCUCGGAAGCAGCGUAUUCUCCACUUCCUGGAGGACGUGUAUCCUAACACGCUUUCCGUGCAAGAAAUAAUACAACUGACAUGCAAUCGCGGUACCGGGGAUCCAGGGACGCUGGUGCAGCUGAUGAAGGAAUUGGAGCGGACCCGGCACGUGCGGGAGGUGGAGGUCGGCCGCUGGAUGCGGCUCCAACACGAGGCUCAGAACGGAACUACACAUGAAAUGAAGAUGGUACGAGAGAUGCCCCAGCUGACGAGUCGGGAGCAGCCCACGGUUGCCCUGGUUACGUCGCUGUACUGUGAGAAGCUUGCUAUGGACGCCAUGAUAGAGGAUAAGGUCACAUUCGUCAAAUACAAGACCGAAGUCCGCCGUAGCUUUCUGGCUGGCGAGUCGCAGGUAUACACAGUGGGAACUAUAGGGAGGUUUAAGGUGGUCAGCACGAAGUUGGCCCGCUACCCGACCUCCAACCAGGCGGCCAGGAUCUCUGCGGAAAACGCCAUCACUAGGCUUCUUGGCAUUUUUAGCAAGAUUGAGCACGUGUUUCUCGUAGGUGUCGCAGGGGGCGUACCCAACCUCGAGGAACCUUCUCAGCAUGUGCGUCCCGGUGACGUAGUCGUCUCGAUGACGUCAGAAAGGAAUGAUCCAAUGUACAUGCACUGUGCCUCGAUUCAUAAGGAAAGUCGUGGACGGCUGUAUUCUUAUAAAACUCGAGCGUUCAGCUGCCAAAACAAGAUUCUUCAAAAUGUAGCACUUAGUCUGGAUUCAAUUGUACGCUCUGAAUGGAUGAAACCAAGGCCAUGGGAGUUAUACAUCGACGAAGCUCUGGAGCAAUUAAACGGGCAGGAAAUUCACUUCAAGCGACCUUCAAGUGACAAGGAAUUGCGUAAACUACGGCUUGGUGGUAACGUUAUAUCUUUCGAGCACCCUAUGGCCACGUCUAAACACGACAUGAGGGUCAACGCCCCAAACGUGCGUCACGGGGUCAUCGGUAGUGGGAAAUUGAUAAGUAGGGCACAUGAGCUCCGUGCAGAUUUUGCCAAACGAUUCGGUGUCAGAGCGUUUGACCUUGACUUUGAAGCAGUGCUGGAAUCCCUGGAAGGCAACAGGAAUGAAAGUUUUCUGGUGGUCAGGGGGGUAUGUGACUAUGUGGAUGGGAAGAGAAAAGACUGGCAGUCCUACGCAGCCCUCGCGGCCGCAGCAUACACCAAGGCCUUACUCAUGGCUCUAUGAAUAAUGAGCAUCUUGGUAUAUUUAAGGAAUGAAUUGCGGGGU
This is a messenger RNA of Mya arenaria, 2426 nucleotides long. RefSeq lists its product as uncharacterized. Lineage: Eukaryota; Metazoa; Mollusca; Bivalvia; Myida; Myidae. The transcript has 13 exons. The record is from RefSeq and is a predicted model, not a curated record. Bases 153 to 2384 code for a protein of 743 amino acids. Gene Ontology annotation, biological process: nucleoside metabolic process. Gene Ontology annotation, molecular function: catalytic activity.